GGGUAACAGUUGUCAUUGAGGCCAGCUAAAGAAAGAGAUCAAUUUUAUAUUUUUGUGCAAAAAAAUCCAUUAUUUGGAUGAUGAAAGCAAAAAACGCAGCUGUUAAUGAUAGCUCUCUAGUGGUAGAUACCAAAGUGAAUUAAAAAGGACUGUUAAAAUGACUUCAUCGGAGUUAGACAGCCGGAACAUCGCCAUAUCGAUGAGAAAAUCAGUGGAGAAUCUAGUGAUAUCAUCGCAGGAUGCCAUCGGUCAGAGCAUCAGUCAGGCGCUCACAUUCUCCGGAGUGAUCACACAACAUGCCAACAAUAUUAUACCAGAAAACAGGAGCGUGUCUCGGUCGCCGUCUCCGUCGCCGUCGGCGCGCGACUCGCGGAACACCGACAGCGCCAGUGAAGCGAUAGAUAAUGACAAGACUUCCGAGGCGUCGGUGCAGCUGCUGGCGGCGGGCGGCGACUCGGCCUCCGUGUCCAGCGGCGAGCUGCCCGUCACCGUGGUGGCAGCCCCCGCCAGCAAGGGCGACAACCCCAGGCUGGCUGGCUCCAAGCUGGACCCCGCGCGGACCAAGAAGAAGAGCUGGUACAACGCGCUCUACCCGACCUACAAGAGCAAGGCCGAUGACUUCAAGCGCCUGUUCAAGGAUCUGCCUGAUGAUGAGAGGCUUAUAGUUGACUACUCCUGCGCACUACAGAAGGACAUCCUAGCGCACGGGCGGCUGUACGCGUCGCAGAACUACCUGUGCUUCUACGCCAGCAUCUUCGGCUGGGAGACCAGCAUGACCACCAGGUGGAAGGACGUCACCGCCAUCACUAAGGAGAAGACUGCGCUUGUAAUACCCAACGCCAUCCUAGUAUGCACGGAGGGCGAGAAGAACUUUCUGACGUCGUUCUCCGGCCGCGACAAGGCGUACCUCAUGCUGUUCCGCAUCUGGCAGAACGCGCUCAUGGACCAGCCCAUGACCAGCCAGGAGUUCUGGCAGUGGGUGCACAGCAGCUACGGUGAAGAGUUGGGCUUCAACUCGGACGAGGAGGGCUACGGCCGCGACGCUAUAGACGACGUGCCGCCUCUACCGCACGACGCAGAUCAGGACCUGGUGGAUGCGUCGUGCAUGGAGGGCGGCGGCGAGGAGCCGCGCGGCCCGCGCCCCGCCGCGAGAGACGCUGACCCACCGCUCGUAACGAACGGCGAUGCGUCGUACCGCGAGGAGGAGGCGGGCGACACGCUGCCCACAGACAUGUCCGACACCAGCGACAGCGAGCCCGACAAGCCGCACAAUGGCGGCGACGUGGAGAAGUGCACGGUGGCGCACGACGGCAAGGUGCUGAUCCGCCAGGAGUUCCCCUUCAACAUCGACCAGAUGUUCACCAUGAUAUUCACCAACUCCAAGUUCAACCUCGAACUACUGGCUGCCAGGGGGACUACGGACUAUGUGCAGGCGCCGUGGCAGGCGGCGGGCGGGCUGAAGUGUCGGCAGAUCAGCUACACGCUCGGCCUCACGUCCGGACCCAUCGGGCCCAAGGAGGUGCAGGUCACCGAGACACAGGUAAUGAACAAAUGCUCAGCCCCCGGCGUGCUGUACUCCAUCGACUCGACGAGCGAGAACGCGGGCAUCCCCUACGCGGACUACUUCAGCGUGCAGGUGCACUACUGCCUGCAGCGCCGCGCCGACCACGCCACCGAGCUCGCGCUCUACGGGCACGUCAAGUACAAGAAGACCAUGUGGCCUAUGAUUAAAGCAUUCCUAGAAAAGAACACGAUAUCAGGUUUAGAAGAGUUCUCGCGUCUACUGGAGUCGCGGCUGACGGCCGAGGCGGACUGCGCCGUGCCCGCCACGCGCAAGUCCAGGAGACAUCGACGGGUUACCACGCCCCGCUCGCUGCUGGGGCGCGUGUCGCUGGCGCCGGCCGGCUUGCUGCGGCCGCGGCCGCUCGCCACCACAUCAUCCCAAGAGCCGGGCAUACCUACAGCAGUGAAGCUCCCGACAGCCAGCCUGGUGGCGCCCAGGGCUUCGGUCUCGCGCGUCACGCGGCCCGGCGGCCGGUCAGCCACCUGGCUAGCCGCAUUGUUGGCGGUGCUACUGCUCAUCAAUGCGGCGCUUUACUACAAGUUGUACUAUACGGAUCGGAGCAGUUAUGCCUUCGAUCUGGAUGAUUUGCAGAAUAGGCUUCACUCCAGCCGCGGCGCGCAGAUGUCGGAGUGGUCUGCGCUGCUGGAGCAGCACUCGCAGCGCCAGCGCGGACAGCUCCGCGCCUGGCGCGACGCGCUCGACCGCACCGUCGCGCAUCUCGCGCAGACGGAACAAGCGCUGACGAAGCUAUUAGAGACGAUAAAGCCUUCUCUAGAGAAGGCGCAGAAAGAAGCGGAGUCGCGGGACGAACUCUGAGCUAAUACCUGAUGUCGCUCGUACGUGCGGGUCACUUUAUAUACAGAUAAGUGCAGAUAUACUUCAGUUUUUACGUAAGGUAUAUGUAGAUAUGGUUUUGUAAAGAUACUGGCAUUAUAUGAUCGAAAUUGCAAAGAUUUAGAGUAAAAGUGAAGCUCGUGAGAUAUUUGUAACAUAAGUUAUUUGCCUUGAAAUGGACCCGUAAAACUGUUCUCUUUGAUUUGAAAAGUCAACAAGUCUGGGCCGUGCAAUACCUUCUUAAAUUAUUCAUUUAUUUAUCUUUACAUUGCUCAAACAAAACGCAGUAAGAUAUAAAAGUAUACGAAGAUAUUACAAAACUGAGUGAUUCUGCACAACGCAUGUAUAUUAAGUCACUCGCGUGUCGUGAGAGAGGUAUAUUUGAUCCUAAUACGUCUGCUAGAGGUUUUCUCGACAGUUACACAAAUCUUUUAAUGUUAAGUUCGAAGCACUAUUUAUUUAUAAACCGCAACACAUUAUGUAUUCCUUUUCCAUCAGAAUAUCUUUUGAUGAGUGAUUUAAUUACUAUUUUCAAAUGAAAUAACUUUAAACUAAAAAUUAGUUAUAUCACUCAUGAAAAGAUAUGCCAAUAACAUUUUGACCAAUUCCUCAUUCCCUUUAGUUAUAUAGAAAGAAAACCUCACAGAUCCCCACUGUGAUAAAGUAGAUACAAAUAAUAAUUUUAUUCCUCUAGUGAAUACUGUAAUCCUUCGUGACGUAUGACGCCAAGCGUUUACUUUCCAGUUUCCUUGCUUAAUGUUAAUCAUUGUAAAAUAUAUUUAGUUUUAAUUUAAGGCGAGGUGGAUAAGGCCCUGCGAGUAUAGACUUAAUUUAGGUACUUAUAGAUGCUACAGAAUAUUUGCGCAGCCUUUAUAAGGUUUGGCGCCUCAGUCUUUGUUUGCCGAAUUAACUAGCUUACGUUAAAUGCAUUCAUAAUUUUGCCUACUUCGUACUUAACAUCACACUUUUAUCAUUCGAAGUUUGGCAGCAAUUUAGGGCCUUAUUUGUCACUGUACUUCAUUUCUAUUGUAACAAGCCUGCUUGAUAUAUCAUCACAAAAUAAACAUUACUCAUAACGUAUACUGUACUUUGAGCUAAAGAAAUCCAGUACAGUGGACGCGAGGCUUGAGUUGAGGUUCAUAACGUCAGAAGUACUUACGGCAGUUAUUUUAAAUUCAUGUACAUAGGUGUGUGUGAACAGUGCACAAUAGUUUGGCGACUCGAUAUGGGGCCCUGACACUUACUGCAUUUUCGAAGUGAGUGUGUCCGGGAACCUAACGAGGUCAUUGUCUUCAUAAAUGUACAGAAAUCAUAUUUAUUUGCUUGUCGACUAAAAUAUUGUGUACAGUUGAUGUGAGUUUCUCGGGCGCAACAAUAGUUAUUAAAUAAAAUUAUAUUUAUAAAUAGAACCAAUUAAAGCUUAGGAAACUGCGAUCGCUUCAUGAUGUAACAUGGAUUCACCUUUUUGGCGCCUGCAAUUUUUAAGGAAUACUUUUUUGUAUUUCCUUUGUGGUAAUUUUAUAAAUAUUUAUAACAGAUAUUAAUGAACUCUUAUGAAGCGUAUUUACAUGGUUUCUUCAAGUACAUACGAGUAUGUACGUAUUUAACAAAAUUAUUGACAGCUCUACCAAAAAUUGUUAACCAUGCUUGGUAUAAGGUUCCGAUCGUUGCAUUUGAACAGUUAGAUUAGUUAAACGUAAGGGUAUUGUGUAGUUGACUACCGCCAAACGUCGUCAUAUGCGGCAUAUUGCUAAGCAUACAUUAUAUAAAUUAUUCAUAUUGUAUUUCAAAUCAAUCAGACAUGUAUUCAUUCCAUGAAUUCAAUUUUUAUUUUUGUAUAUUUUUCUUGUUGCCUAAAUGAUGAACUAAAAACCAUUUUUAUAUUACCACUACAUUUUCAACAUUAUUAAUUAUUAAAUAAAACUUGUAAAUACUAGUUACACUCGAUUAUUAUCAGCAAGUCGCAAGAAUAGAUACAUGUCUGAUUCAUGGAGUUAAUAGUCGAAUUAUAUUCAAAUACGAAUCUAAAAUUAUAUAGAUUUAUAUGUCGAAAAUUAAAAGAUUAUUUAUAAGGAAAUUAUCACGGUGUUGUUUAGGAUAUUCAAAGAGUAUUAAAUAUAAGUAAGUCAAUAUUAACGACUAGAUAAAAAAAGGAAAAUAUGCAAAUUUUUCAGUUGUAGUAAUGAUCUCUUAUUGUAAAAAUAUUUUACUACACCUAGUUAUGUUCGGUGCUCUAGUUUUAUUGAAAAUGUAAUGUUUUUAGUUAUUUUAAAUUAAUUUGAUGUUUGUAUAUUCAACAUGUCAAUUAUGUUAUUAUUUAUUGUAAAAUCAUUAGAUGCAAUCCACUUCAUAUUGAAUUCAAUGCCACUGAGUAACGUAUACCUUCACCGGGAACUGUGUAAUGCCUUUAGAUAAUAAAUACAUCGUUAUAUGAUAUUGACUCAUCGCAGUUGUAUUCAAAUUUCAUUCCAGAUGUGUGUGAAAUGAUCUGAACAUUGUAGAUAAGUUGGAAUGGCGGGACAAAUUAUAUAGAUUCCUAUUAGAUAUACCUUUAUUGUGCAUUUCAAUGUCAAAUGGAGUUGGGUAGUCUAGAGAAGUGAACGCCGCACUAUGUAUAAGAAACCAUCGGGAUAUAGGUAAUCGAAUUUUUAAAAUUCAGAACUGGCUCAACUAUCGUCAAUAUAAAUUAUGCCUGUUGAAAUUCUAUUUGUUCUUGACUUACUAAACGUGUGGACUAAGUGCAUAUCUAAUCGCCUCUAAAAAGCUGAGUGUCAAUUUACUCAAGUCCUCUGACGUGUUGUGUAUUGUACUACUGCUAUUGGGUAACAGUUGUAUAGUUAUCGGCACGGAUAAUGAGCUCUCGGCGGAAGAGUGGGGAUCGCUUUGCGCACUGUACACUUAAGGCAAUAAAUCACUUCUGCGCAGGUGAAGGUCAGGGCUCAAUAUCCUUGCCGAGGAGUAUACCGUCGUAGUAGGUACCAUAUACAUAUUGGUCAAACUUAUAUUGCAGCCCUUUUUCCGUGAAUGAUUUUGAACUCUAUUCCGGAUCCCAGAGAAUAGUUUAUCAGAAUGUAAAGACAAUCGGAAACGGUGCUGUAAAACCACUGAAAUUCUAAUUGGAAACUGAGCAGUCACUUCUAAUAUCUAGACUUGUUUUAGCCAUGUGGCUAUGACAAAAAACUUACAAGACCUAGGCUACAGUCUGAUGAAUGAAAUGUGAUUAAUAAAGCUCCCGAUGGUCACUUAUUUGCGGUGUCCACUUCAUUGUCCGUUGUCAAUGCGUGAAAUGGAACGCUUGCCAGAACUACGGUGGGUUUAUUGCACAAUUAAUUCCAUAUAGGUGUAAUGGAUUAUGUAAGUUAGACAAUUCUAUUCUCAGUAUUGAAUAAAUAUUUUAAUGAAUUAA
Helicoverpa armigera (cotton bollworm) is the source of this 5804-nucleotide messenger RNA. RefSeq names its product protein Aster-B-like. NCBI's taxonomy places the organism in Eukaryota, Metazoa, Arthropoda, Insecta, Lepidoptera, Noctuidae. Gene Ontology annotation, molecular function: sterol binding; sterol transfer activity. The coding region runs from base 158 to 2380 and encodes 740 amino acids. The record is from RefSeq and is a predicted model, not a curated record. Gene Ontology annotation, biological process: intracellular sterol transport. The transcript is spliced from 18 exons. Gene Ontology annotation, cellular component: plasma membrane; endoplasmic reticulum membrane; endoplasmic reticulum-plasma membrane contact site.